GACCGAGCAGAUAGAAGCGUUACUACAGAGCUGCUGCUGCUGGAGGACGGGAGCCGAGGAUAAUGCUCCAUCCCUCAGCGUACAGCGGCACGCUGGACAUCUUGUAAUUUUCGUGGCGGCGGCGACCGUGGAGGAGGAGGGUCUUCAUUGUUGCAGCAGUGAUUGUCUUUCCUUUCUAUCCCCCCCUUCUUUAACCACAGUCUUCUUAAUCCUCUUCCUGCUCACUCCUUAUUCCUCUGCAACUGGCAACCACUGGGCACCCCCUCCUCUUUUUCUUACUUCUGUCCCUAUUUUUCCAGAGGGGAAUUCUGUAUUUCAUCAGGGAUUGUAGAAGACAUGUCUCACUAGGAAUGAUGGUGUUGCCACUUGUGCCGCCCUCUCUGUCGCCAUGACAAUGCCAUUUAGUCCCCUGUCCAGCGACGAGGAACAACAAAGGAUGCUGGGAAACAAUCGACAUCUUUAUCCAGGGGCAGAGGACGAGGAAGAGGAGGAAGAAGAGGAAGAGGAAGAAAUGGAAGAAGAAGAGCGUGAUGAGGACCAGGAGGAGGAGGAAAAUGGCGAGCUGGAGGGGGAAGAGGAAGACGAUGAGGAAGAGAUGGUGGAGGAGGUCAGACGAGGCGGCCCGUCACGGGGGAGCAGGGGUGAGGGACACAGGCAGUCAGGGAAAUUGGCCGGAAGACCCACCAGGGACAGACCGGUCCGGCCAGGUAACCCCGGACACGCCACAAACCCCUAUUCGUCCAAUCCUGGACCCACCCACCAACAGCCAGCCAAUCACAUACAGCAGCAGCAACAGCGGAGGCUGAAGGAGCGCAGCACAGGCACUGUGCCUUCUGAGGACACCCACAUUGCCAUGAUGGUGUUUCGCAUCGGUAUCCCAGACAUAAAGCAAACGAAAUGUUUGCGGUUUAACCCGGAUGCCACUGUGUGGAAGGCCAAGCAGCAGGUGCUCUGCUCCCUGACCGAAUCUCUUCGGGACGUCCUGAACUACGGACUGUUCCAACCCGCCACAGACGGCCAUGAUGCCAAGUUCCUGGAGGAGGAGAGGCUUCUCAAAGAGUACCCACAGUCCUUUGAGAAAGGAGUACCAUAUUUAGAGUUUCGAUACAAGACCCGGGUAUACAAACAGACCAAUCUGGAUGAGAAGCAACUGGCCAAACUGCACACUAAGGCUAGCCUGAAGAAAUUCAUGGAUUAUAUCCAAACCAGCGCUGUGGACAAGAUGGUCAAGUUCUUAGACAAAGGACUCGAUCCCAACUUUCAGGACCCUGACACCGGCGAAACUGCUCUGUCCCUGGCGGUGCAGUGUGAGCCGGGUGCAGGCGAGACCAUCCGGGUCCUGGUGGAGGGAGGGGCUCACAUUGACUUCCGCGCCAAAGAUGGACUCACACCUUUACACAAAGCUGUACGAGGCCACCGCCAUACAGCCCUGCUGGUCCUGCUGUCUCUGGGUGCAUCCCCGGACUACAAGGACCGGCGAGGGCUGACGCCGCUCUAUCACACUGUGCUGACAGGGGGGGACACCUCCUGCUGCGAAACACUGCUUUUCCACCGCGCCAAACUGGGCAUCAGGGACGAGAACGGCUGGGACGAGACACAUCAGGCCUGUCAGCAUGGUAACUCGCAGCAUCUGGAGCACCUCCUUUUCUACGGGGCAGAUUCUUCCUCCCAGAAUGCCUCUGGAAACACUGCCUUGCACAUCUGUGCUUUAUACAACAAGGAGAGCUGUUCACGAAUUCUGCUCUACCGGGGAGCAAAUAAAGACACAAAGAACAGCAGUGGGCAAACCCCCUUUCAGGUGGCUGUUAUGUCCGGCCAUUUUGAGCUGGGAGAAAUUAUCAAAAACCACCGGGAUACAGAUGUGGUUCCCUUUGUGGAGUCUCCAAAGUACGCCCCCCAGAGGCGGGAGAGCACCCGGACACUGACGAUCCCCAACCCUCAUCCUUUCCUCCGGGCCAACAGUGACAGCAGCAUGAACCUGCCAGACUGGAUGGCGGUGCCGAAUGCCCCAGGGACCAAUAUUGUCUCUGUGCAGGGCUACAAACACACAGGAACCCUGCGUAGCUCCAGCAGUCCCAGAGGGGCGAGGACGCGCUCCCCGUCCCGGGGAAGAAUCGGAGAAAAGGAGGACAGGAGCAGGCAGAGUCGGAGACAGGGGCCCGUCCCUGCCAGUGCAGCUGGACAAACCGCAGGCCAGCGGAGACGCCUCUACAGCGCUGUCCCGGGACGAGUCUUUGUAGCUACUCGAUCAAACUCUGCCCAAGGAGAGCGAGAAAUCAGCUUCAGUAAAGGAGACAGGGUCAAAGUGUUGAGUGUUGGCGAGGGCGGGUACUGGGAGGGGACGGUCAGGGGUCGCACGGGCUGGUUCCCCUCAGACUGUGUGGAGGAAGUAAUGCUUCGAAGCCAAGACAACCGAUCAGAGAGCCGGGGAGAACGAGCCAAAAGGCUGUUCCGCCAUUACACUGUGGGAUCCUAUGACAGCUUUGACGCUCCCAGUGACUAUAUAAUCAAGGAGAAGACAGUGCUUCUGCAGAAAAAAGACAGUGAGGGUUUCGGCUUUGUGUUGAGAGGAGCCAAAGCUCAGACUCCUAUCGAGGAGUUCACCCCCACCCCGGCUUUCCCUGCCCUGCAGUACCUGGAGUCAGUGGACGAGGGAGGCGUCGCCUGGAGAGCCGGUCUCAGGAUGGGGGAUUUCCUGAUAGAGGUCAAUGGUCAGAAUGUGGUGAAGGUUGGUCACCGACAGGUCGUCAACAUGAUCCGCCAAGGUGGCAACAGCCUCAUGGUCAAGGUUGUCAUGGUAACCCGCAACCCCGACAUGGAGGAGGGUUCGAGAAAGAAAAUCCCCCAGCAGAGCAAGAGGCUGAGCACUCCGGCUAUCGCCCUACGAUCCAAAUCCAUGACUUCCGAAUUGGAGGAGAUGGUGGAGAGAGCUGCUACCCCUUGGAAAAAAAAAUCAGAAUUCGAAUCCUCACAAGUUACAGAGAAGAAGAGGACAGUCUAUCAGAUGGCUUUGAAUAAACUAGAUGAAAUUCUUGCAGCAGCUCAGCAGACAAUCAGCACCAACGAGGCGCCUGGGACACGGGGACAGGGGCCAAAAAGAGACAGGGGGCGAAGUUUCUAUGGCAAUGAGCCAAACUACGGGGAUCAUUCCGGGAUGGGGAUGAUGUCGUCUGGGUUGGGCCUCGGCUUCGACCGUGGCCAGUACACCUCAGGUCACGGCCCUCCGCACGGUAUGCUGCGGCAGAAAUCCAUCGGGGUGCCUGAGGAGGAGAGACAGUACCUGCAUCCUCCAGCCAUGAAGUUUGCUCGCAGUCUGUCGGUUCCUGGCCCAGACGAAAUCCCUCCUCCUCCCACCACAGCUCCACCAGACCCACCAUUCUCCUCUGCUCCGCCACUAGGUUGGAGAGCAAAGUCAUCACAGCAGCCCUCUGUCUCUGUUUCACAGUCCACAUCCACCUCUGCGCACUACCAGCCCUACUCCCAGUCAGUGCACUUCACACAUGGGGGCAGGGAAAGGGCCGGUGGUCCCAGCACGGGCCCCAGUGACGGAGCGGUGGACAACACAACCUCGUAUGCACACGCAGCUGCCCAUACUGCUCAAAGUAGGACUGCUUCACGGAAGGUUGCGUAUACUGGGGAGUCUGUUGGAGGGGGCAUAGGUGCUAGUGGAGGGGCAAAGGCUGCAGGUCUUAGGAGAGGCUACAGCACCGCUGUCCCCCCAUCCAGCAUUGCUACUGUAAUGCCCCAGCAACAACAGUCUACCCAGAGCCAACCCCAGCGAGCAGACCGCAGUGCAGCUGGGGCUGGAGCAGGCGGUCCUAAAGGAGGGGCCCGGAGAGGCAAGGGCCCCCUAGUGAAGCAAUCCAAGGUAGAAGACCUGCGCAUGGCCCAGGGUACACUGGGGGGCAAAGGCUUGGUGGAGAAAAGCUCCAUCCCCAUACCAACCAUUAUUGUCAAGGCCCCUUCAACCAGCAGCAGUGGACGCAGCAGCCAGGGCAGCAGUGUGGAGGCCGACGCUCCUACAUCAGGGGAGACAGAUGAAGCCAAAACGCCUCAUGGUCCUCCUCCCUCCACUCCUGCUCCACAGCCCCCUUCUCCCCCUUCCAUCCCAGCGCCGCCGCCUCCAUCCUUGCCUUCUAUGCGAGCGCAGGAAAAUCUGGACUUCACCAGCCAGUUUGGGGCUGCCAUUGUUGGCGCAGCUCGGCGAGACAGGGAACGGUUUCAUGAAGCCCGUAGAAAGAGUGCCUCGUUGUUCAUGUCUGUUGAGGAGGAUGUAAGUCUUGGGGGGGUGAGUGAUGGAAUAACAAGGACUCAAGUGUCACAACAACAACAACAGCUUAACACACAGGGUGAAAGUUCAUCAACACGGCUUCGCCCGUCCAAGUCUAUUGAUGAGGGCAUGUUCUCUGGGGAUACUUUUUUCCAUCACACCCGCAGUAUGCCUCCAGCCUUUGGCCUGCCUGAGUACUCCACACCUGCCCUGGACUAUCAGCCUAAGUCUGUGCCUACUGACUUGUACACAGCAGCAGGCAGGCAGCCAGCAUCCUCCAGUACCACCACAUUCAUUCACCCUCUAACAGGAAAGGCUCUUGACCCUACGUCGCCACUAGGCCUCGCCCUGGCUGCCAGAGAGCGUGCUCUAAGGGAUGACAGCAGAUUGAGGAGGGGAACAGAUCACCACUUUACCCGACAGAUGUCGAGUGGGAUGUUUCCUUCAUCUACUGUCACUUCUCAGCCUGUGUCGUCAACCGCCCAGUCCUCCAGCUCUUCUUAUCUGGUCACCUCAUCUUCUCUGGCCGCUACCACAGCCACUGUUGGACGCCCACCCUCACCCAGAAUCCUCAGAGGAGUUGGGAGUGUGUGGAGUGAGGAAGGUGGUGGAGGAGAGAGGGAGCGGGAAGGAGGAGGGACUCGUGAGGGGCUAAGAGUUCGCUUCUCUGAGGACAAAACGGUCCACACACACCACUACCAGUCUCAGCCGUAUCAGCCAACCUACAAGGAGCGGGACCGGUCGAGGGAUCGGGAGAGGGAGCUGUCAAGAGAAAGAGAGAGGGACAAAGAGAGAGAGGGUUACAUGAGGAGGGCAGAACAGGCUGCUGCCAAUGCGGCAGCCGCUGAGAGCUCUGCUCAGCAGGCGUCCCAUUCUCAGCAGCCUCGGAGGCCCACAUUUCUCAGGAUGGAAAGUCAAGCUGAUGCCUAUAUCUUGUCCCUCACCCCUCCCUCUCCUCCACCUACCAGUACUCAGCAGACAGCAAACACUACUGGGAGCACUGGGACUGCUAUAAUGGUUCUUCCUCCCCCAGCCCCCUCAGUUGAUGUGGACGAUGAGUUUGUCUACGCAGACCCUCUCCCCCCUCCACUACAGUUUGCUAACAGCUUCGACAGGGGACUAUCAGGGUACUCACAACACGGGAUGCGCCCCAACAGCUUGACAUCCCGCCAACAGCAGGUCCCACCCCCUCCACCUCCACCUCCACCUCCUCCUCCACCACCACCCCCUCCACCCCCACAAAAAGAAUCAUUUGUAAGUGGGUUUCCUGCUCAUACACCCCUGCCCUCACCUCAGGCAGGGGACUCCACUGCCUCCAGCCUCACAUCUUACGACAGUGAGGUCGCUAACCUGACUCAGUCCGCUACGUCCCCCUCCCAAACGUCGCCCAAUCCCCUUCCCCCUCACUCUCCCUCUACUCUGCAGCCCACCUCAAUAGCGGGACCUCCGCCUCCCCCAUCAGUCUCACCACCGCCUCCUCCUGGAUCUUAUCACAGACCCUUCUCUAUGUCCCACCCCCACCACCUCUACAACAGCUCUCACACUCCUGGGCGCUCUUCCCCAACGCCUCCCCCGCACACAGUUGCGCCUCCCCCGGCCUACCGUAGUCACCCAGCGCCCUCUUCCACUGCUGCCACCUCUGCUCCACUUAGGGGCAAUGCCUCACAUGCCACGACCGCUAGCUGUGCCGCUACAACCACUUCUGCUGCCACCACAACAAACACCUCCACUCAGCUCUACCAUGAGCGUACACAUACGACAUCCUCCACCGCCAUCACUGGCAGUCGCAGGACAGGGGAGCACCAUCGUCCUCCCCCCGCUACUAAGAAAGGAGAGUCCCAAGAGACUGUAGUGGACUCUGGGAUUGAGGAACUGGACAGCCGCAGCAGCAGUGACCACCACCUCGACAGCAUCCUGGCCAGUGUCCGCAGUGACAGGCUGGACCGAGGGGAGAGAGGAGGACGGAUGGGAGGUGGGACAGGGGAACCAGAAAGGGGAGGAGAUUUUCUGGAGUCUUACAUGAGCUACCUGGACGGACAAACUUUUGAGAUGCAGAAUGCCACAGCUGCAGCCUCCACCUAUCCAAAAACCAACAGGUUCAGAGAGGGAGGUCGCACCAGUGAUCUACACAGACAAACCAGCACUGCUCCAGCAUCCUUCCACUCACACAGACGAAGAGAGGAGCAGGAAGAGGAUGAGGUCGAGGAAGGAGGGGAUGAAAGUGGCCGGGAUGGGUAUGGAGUAAGGGACAUGCAAAAUUUGGGACGCCCUAUUUCACCGUACUUUGAUCGCCCUCGCACUCCUGAGAUGAAGCCUCUAUGGGGCGAGGGGCAGAUGGCCGGUGACCAGUCUGGGUCACUUUUAGAGGGGAAAAAGAUUUACCCUCCUGCAUCCAGUAUGAAGCCCAGCAUCAUAAACGAGCUGAGCAGCAAACUGCAGCAAAGAACCAAGGACAGCUGGAGCAGCCAGAGACCACUAGGAAGACACAGAAGCAGAAACAGAUUUUCAGAAGACUCAGCCUCAGCUUUGAGCCCCCCCUCAGCUCGAUCCUUGUCACCGUCUCCGAUUUCAUUAUCGCAACCAUCGUUAUCCCCGUCCCCAACCCCUGCCUCUCAGUACCCCAACUGGGGACGAUCCCCAUCUCCUCAACCUCAACCUCCAGCUGCCUGUCAGCCUCCACGUUCACAUUCCCCAUUGUCUCCGACAUCUUAUGCCCCAUACCCCACUUCCCCCAAACACAGACCUGUCUACCGGACCAAAGCCCUUGAAUUCCAGUUCAUCCCUAGUCGUGACUCCCGUAAAGCAGAAUCACACAUGUUCCAGCGUAGGCGAGCACCCAGCCCCCUCAUCUCCCCGUCAGAGAGGCCAAAGCUAGGUCCCCCCCGGCCAUCAUCCCUUCCGCUCCUCCCCACCACACCUCUGUACAGUGCCAUGUAUGACCUCCGAGGUUCAAUCACCCCGCCAUCACCUGGGAACCCUCUUGGAGAUCCUUACUUCUCGCCCUCUCCUCCCCUGUUUGCCCCCUCUGGUGCCCCUCCUCCUCCAAACUCUACUUUAGUUGUCUCUCGAUCCCUCUCUCCAACUCAUUUCCUGUCCGGGACCUCUUCUCCGCCCCUGCACCCUCACCCUCCGCCUACAUGCCUGAGUUAUCCCCAUCUUCCGCCCCCUUCCCCUACAAAGCCUUUUGCCUCCAAGCCGCUUCCCUACUGGACCAAGUAUGACGUUGCAGACUGGCUAGGAUACCUGAACUUGGGUGAGCACAGAGAGCGUUUCCUGGACAACGAGAUUGACGGCAGCCACUUGCCCUCCUUAACUAAGGACGACUAUCUGGAUUUGGGUGUGACACGAGUAGGCCACCGCAUGAACAUAGAACGGGCCCUGAGGACCGUUAUGGACAGGAUGUCCAGCAGUCCAUUCCCCAUCUCUGUUCUCUCACCUCGAGAUGGACAGACUGAGAGGAGGAGGGACGACGGGAGUCGGAGCUGAGGUUGCAAACGCAUAAGCAGAAAGAAAGACAGAGUGAGAAAGAAAAGAGGGGUUGGAGUCAAUGAGGGAGGAAAACACAACUGCUGCUAUCCAUGGAGGAUUCACACAACACAUGAGGGGGGGGGGGAACAGAUUUCACACAGAGAGGACAGAAAGAGGGAGUCAAGUCCCAAAGGAAACACAGGGAUGGAAGAAGGGCUGACGAUCCAUAAAGACACCGGCUGGCGCUCCCCAGUUGUGGCAGGCUGAUUUAAACAAGUACACUCCCCACAUGCAUGUACGGACACACCAAUCAACAAACAAGUAACACAAAAACUUCAAAACAUACAAAUUCAGAUAUUAUGAGGGAUAAAACCGAAGCAAAUACUUUUUUGAGAGAGGAUUAAAUCUAAAGCCAGUUUGAUAAAAAAAAAAAAGAAGAAGAGCGGGUUGUGUUGUUGGCGAGCUCGAGAAAAAGAUAAAGGUGUUCUUCAUCGUGCGGGCAUCUUGUUGAGUAGUCUUCUUACGCCCACAGCCGGCUGUUCAGGUUUUACAAGUGGAACCCGCCAAGGGCGCAAUCAAGGACAACCCCCCCCGCACCCCCUUGUGUGAGUGGAUGUUAGUUUUAAACAUUGUGUCUGAAUUUUUGAGGAUGAAUGGGGGUCAAUGUGUGCAGAUGUGAGGCUUUGUCUGUCUGCAUGGUGAACGGAGGACGACGCAGGGCCGUAUAUCAGGACAGCUUCCACGUCUUUCAGAGGCGACGAGGGUUCAGACAGAUGACUUGGUUCAAACCAAGGAGGCUGUCUGUGUUUUCAGCUUUGGUUGGUUAUGUCUUGUUUUUACCUCACCACUGAUAGGGCUCUGUCCUCUCUGCAGAUCCUGUGAUCAGGAUCUUAUGGGUUUCUCUAUAGCUCUUUAUCAUCUUAAGUCUUAUAAUGACACAUAUACAGACUGGUCACUGUAUCACAAAUUUGUAGCAAAAUCAAGUGCCCAGACCAACAAAAAAAAAAAAUACAAAUAAAAUAAAGAAUCACAUUGAUACACACACACAGGCACCCCAGUUACUACUAUACAUGCCUGCAUGCAUACACCAACAUGUAGACACACACACUUGCAAGUAAUUGUGUUAAGAGUUUAUGGGACACCUUAUAUAUAGACACACUGUAUGUUCGGAUCCAAGAUAUACAAAAGGAGACAGACUGCUUUCAACUGUUAGACUGGAUAUGGGACAAUGGGAAGAGAAGUACCCCCGAGGAUUUUAUUUACCGAGAAGGACUUCCUCAGCGUUGGGGCAAGUGUUGUUCAACAGUUCAGACCUUCCGUCCGAGGGAGACUGGAAAGGAGAGGGGAGGGGAAGAGGAAAAACUGCCAUUUUCUUGCUCUUUCCCACCCAAUCGCCCCCGCUCCUUCCAGGAGUGGCCUUUCUCUCUCGACAAAAUCCAGAAGGAAACAAGCAGCCACCCAGCCGAGGGGAUCUGAGAGACAACGCUUAAUAUCGAGUUUUAAUACUAUGAUUGUUCUUACAAUUUUUAAACUUCAAAUGGGAAUACCGAUAUUGAUAUGAAGAGAUUUAUUGUUACCAUUUAUCAUUACUUCAUCGUCCUUACUGUUAUAGCUUCAGAGAGUUUCUGGCAUGGUGCUCUUGCGCAGUCAGUGUAUUUUCUGACUCUGUGAUGAAGAUGGUGUUGGUGAAAUAUACAAAUAUAUAUAUAUAUAAACAGUAUAUAGGUAUUUUUUACUAGAAAGAUGGAUAUUAUUUCUUGCACGGUACCCUUAACAUUGCUUUUAUGUGAUAAGAAGCAUUGCAACUUAAUGUGAAGCACAUUUUUAGAAACACUUAUUUUCUGCUUUCUGUUUUUCUUUCAGUAGACUGUAAAGCUUUAAUCAAAAUCAUGUCGACCUUUAUGGCCUCAAAGAUUUCCUCACUCUUUUAAAAGUCAGUUGCCACUUAAUAUGCAGUGACUAAAAGUGUAGCAACUGUUACUCUGGGGAUGCCCAAGAUACACAUAAGUGAAAAUGAUGUAUCACUUUAUUUAAGCUGUCCUUUUUUUCUUUCUAAAUUCUGGCCAUCAGACACCCCCUUUGGAUUAGUUACAUAUACAUUUCAUUCUCUUUCUGUGUCUUGAUGUGCCAUAUUGCAUUAACUUUAAUUUUUUACUUUCCUAUCAGCUUCCACUGCACAUGUACAUCUCAUUAUAACCUCAGUCCUGCUUUUCUCACUGCUGCUGAGAUCAAAUAUAAGGGCUCUCUCAUGACCUGUCUACCUUGAACAACACUUCACCUCUCCUGCCACUUUUGAGUCCUUGAACACAUAUCAAACGUCCGUUAUACAUCAGAUGACA
Etheostoma cragini (Arkansas darter) is the source of this 10077-nucleotide messenger RNA. It is a transcript of the gene shank1, whose product is annotated as SH3 and multiple ankyrin repeat domains 1. Gene Ontology annotation, molecular function: ionotropic glutamate receptor binding; synaptic receptor adaptor activity. The transcript has 28 exons. The record is from RefSeq and is a predicted model, not a curated record. Lineage: Eukaryota; Metazoa; Chordata; Actinopteri; Perciformes; Percidae. Gene Ontology annotation, cellular component: dendritic spine; postsynaptic membrane; postsynaptic density. The coding region runs from base 389 to 7756 and encodes 2455 amino acids.